Molecule: messenger RNA, 1345 nt
Organism: Meriones unguiculatus (Mongolian gerbil)
Lineage: Eukaryota; Metazoa; Chordata; Mammalia; Rodentia; Muridae
Product: plasma membrane ascorbate-dependent reductase CYBRD1-like
Exons: 4
Coding region: 1-1158 (385 amino acids)
Cellular component (GO): lysosomal membrane
Molecular function (GO): oxidoreductase activity
Source: RefSeq, a predicted model, not a curated record
AUGAGAGUUAAACCCAGAAAUAUAAACUGUGUUUCACACGAAUAUCCAUACACAGUGAAUUACCACAGAGGCAAUUUUGGGGAGCUGACAGUGACUGAAAGAGACAGUAAUACAAACACAGCAAGAAGAGCAGAAAAGCAGAGAGAGCCAGAAGAAGAGGUUGAACAGAUGAAUACAUCCAACAAUGAACAUAAAGAUGACAUCUUGAGUGUCCCAGGAGGUCACAGUGCCUACAGCCAGGGCAGCAGCAGCAUUGCAUCUGGCAUAAAUGAUAAGCUGUGCAUUGAUUCACCAGGCCAACUUCCCACAGGGCAAUUUCCUUACAGGCUCCUUGUAGAAGAGAUAACAGAGACAGCAAUGUUUUCAGUGUUCAAACCAUGUAAGUGGGUGCUGCACUUCCGCGAGGGGCUCGGCUGGGACGGCGGCGCGCUCGAGUUCAACUGGCACCCGGUGCUCGCGGUGACCGGCUUCGUCUUCAUCCAGGGCAUCGCCAUCAUCGUGUACAGACUGCCAUGGACCUGGAAAUGCAGCAAGCUCUUGAUGAAAUCCAUCCACGCGGGCUUAAACGCGGUGGCCGCCAUCCUGGCCAUCAUCGCCGUGGUGGCCGUGUUUGAAAACCACAGUGUCCAACAGAUCCCACACCUGUACAGUCUGCACAGCUGGGUUGGACUGACAGUCGUCAUACUUUACGUCCUACAGCUUGUUGCAGGCUUUUUCAUCUUCCUGCUGCCAUGGGCUCCGAUCUCCCUCCGGGCACUCAUCAUGCCCAUACAUGUGUAUUCUGGGCUCCUCCUCUUCGGGACAGUGAUUGCGACAGUCCUCAUGGGCAUGACAGAGAAGCUGUUUUUUGACCUGAAAAAUCCUUCAUACUAUACCUUCCCACCAGAAGGUGUUUUUGUCAACACCUUGGGCCUUCUGGUGGUGGUGUUUGGAGCUCUCAUCUUUUGGAUUGUCACCAGGCCCCAGUGGAAGCGUCCUAGGGAACCGGGCUCUAUCCCUCUUCAGCUAAACGGCGGCACCGCGGACGCAGCGGAAGGCGCGAUGGCCAUUAGCUCCGGCCACAGCGUGGACACCGCAGACGCAGAGUUAAGCGGCGAGGGAGCAGCCCGGAAAAGGACCGUCGGCCUCGAUGACGCUGGCCAGAGGUCCACCAUGUGAAGUGUAGACGCCGCCACGUAACUUCUCUUCCAGCGUCAGCUUAGCUUCUCCUGCCGUAGGGGACUUGGGUUCACAGUGCCAGUGGGUAGCGGGGUCACCAGGGGGGCCUGCCUGAGAGCGAGUGCGUUGACCGAGGCCUGUGAACUUGACAAACGCGAAGGGACGUGGUUAGUAGAAGCUGUAGCUG